AUGCUCAGUUACACAACUCUGGAUAAGCUAGCCGCCAGCGCGCGCGGUUCUUUUUCUUCGCGCGCGGCCCGUCGCGCUGCCCGCGCGCCUUGUGUGCUGCGCUCGACCCCCCGCGCCUUCGUCGCCGCGGUCGGGCCUGCAGCAACAGCCGCGGCAGAGACUGCAGUCGCGGCCGUCGCAACUGCUGCAGCAGCCGCCGCCGCCUCUCCUGCCGCGGCCGCCGCUGCAUCUACAGCAGCUGCAGCCGCCGCAUCUACUGCAGCAGCCGCCGCUGCAGCUACAGCAGCAGCAGCCGCCGCAUCUUCUGCAGCAGCCGCCGCUGCAUCUACAGCAGCAGCAGCUGCCGCAUCAUCUACAGCAGCGGCCGCCGCCGCAUCUACGGCAGCAGCAGCCGCCGCAAUCUACAGCAGCGGCCGCCGCAGCUACAGCAGCAUCAGCCGCCGCUGCCUCUGCAGCAGCAGCCGCCGCCGACCCAGCAGCAGCAGCCGCCGCCGAUCCUGCAGCAGCCGCAACCGCCGAGUCUACUCCAUCGGCCGCCGCCGGCCCUGCAGUCCCUACUCCUUCGACGCUGAGGGCCGCCCAGUGAAAUUUGACACCUGGCUCGAUGAUCUGCACCUUUUCCUACAGCUCACUGCCAAGGAAGACAUUUCACUGUACGACCAUGCCCUAGGCCAUGCUACUGCCCCUGACUCCUCUGCUGCUAGCACACUGCGCUCCCAGUGGCAGACCCGCGACGCACACGCUCGCUUUGCUAUCCGCAACUCCCUGCCGCUAGAUGAGCGCGAGCACUUCGGCCAGUGCAAGACUGCUAAGGAACUGUACACAGCCGUAGUUGCUCGCUACUCCUCGCCUGCGUCUGCCACCCUAGGCCGCCUCUCCCUGCCCUACCUGUUCCCCGACCUGGCCUCCUUUCACACUGUCGCUGAUCUCAUCACCCACCUCAAGACUAGUGAGGCCCGUUUUCGCGCUGCUAUGCCUGCCGAGUUCCUUGCUAGCAACCCCCCCCCGCUCUGGCUCACCCUCUACCACAUUGUCACCCGCCUCCCUGACUCUCUGCGCACAGUCAGGGACUCCUUUCUAGCUCGCUCCCCUACUGAGCUCACCAUUGCCCUCCUCGAGAAGGACCUACUUGCAGCUGAGGCGAGCAUCGUCGCCGUAGGUGCCUCUCGUGGCGAGCCCCGCACCCCCUUCUUCGAGGGGUGUUCCCCUUCCCCCCUUCUCCCCUCUGUCGCCACUGCUGCUGCUGUCGACCUCCUUGGUGCUGAGAAGGUCGGGGCUGCGUCUGCUUCGAGCGGGCGCCGCAAGAGCAGGGGGGGCAAGGGUGGGGGUGGAGGCGGGGGAGGCGGGGGUGGAGACAGUGGAGGUGGCGGUGGGUCUGGAGAGGCUAGUGGCGGCAGUGGGGGUGGUGACAGCGGCGGCGGGGGUGGUGGCAGAGGCGGAGGUGGCAGCGGCGGCGGUGGCGGUCGUGGCCGUGGCAGGGGUGGAGGUGGCCGAGGCGGUGGCGGUGGCGGUGGUGGUGGUGGCCGUGGAGACGCUGGAGGUGGCCAGAGUCAGCAGCACGCCCCGACCCUCCAGGCCGCCCGUGAGUGGUACGCGCAGCGUGGGUACACUUGCACGUACGUCAUCCGCACUGGUGACCGCACUGGCCAGCCAUGUGGGAGGCCGCACCCCACGCAGCGCUGCUUCCAGCGCCUGACUGACGCGUGGCGCAUCCAGUUUCCUGGGUCUACUGAGCUCCCCCGCUGGCCUGAGCUGGAAAAGAAGGGUGUUGAUAUCUGGGCUUUAGACUUUGAUGCUAUUCUCACUGCUAUGUAUGCGAUGUCUAUUAGUGGAGAGGGUGCCCAGUACUUGCGUGUUCCGCCCGACCCGGGCAUUCAGGCCAGCCCAGCUGCUGCUCUAGCACUGCACACCUUCACACUGGACUCAGGUGCUUCUCGCUCUUUCUUUCGUGACCGCACUGUCCUUGAGCCACUAGCUCGGCCGGUUGCUGUCUCUCUUGCUGACCCCUCUGGGGGUCCGGUCAUUGCGACCUCCUCCACUACACUUCCGUGUCCAGCGGUUCCGUCCGGCACGCUCUCAGGUCUCUACCUCCCCUCGUUCUCUACGAACUUGGUGGCAGGUUGUGCGCUGCAGGACGGGGGUGUUCACCAGUUCACCCCUGCCUACGAGCGUGUGACACACUGCACGUGUGCUCGGACGGGCCGCCACCUGGCUACUUUCACUCGAGAGCCGGGGUCGGACCUGUACACACUGACCACUGAGUCCCCUCAGGUAGCUGCGUCUGCGUCUGCGUCAGGUCAGCUGUCCGCCCCCUGCUCGUGUCGCUCUCUGGCGCAUGAGACUGUCCUCUGGCACCACCGCCUUGGUCACCCGUCUGUGCAGCGCCUUCGGGCCAUGCACAAACGGGACCUUGUUGCUGGUCUUCCCAGGGUGCUCCCUCCCCUUCCCGACUCCCCUGCUCCUGACUGCAUUCCCUGUGUCGAGGGGCGGCAGCGCGCCGCUCCCCACUCCUCCUCCUUUCCCCCGACGACUGCUCCCUUGCAGACGCUCCACAUGGACGUGUGGGGCCCAGCCUGCGUCCGUGGUCAGGGUCAGAAGAGGUACUUCCUGAUAGUUGUUGACGACUACUCGCGCUACACCACGGUCUUCCCCUUGCGCGCCAAGGGUGACGUCCCUGGUGUUUUGAUCCCCUGGAUCAGCCGAGCCCGUCUCCAGCUAGGCAAGCGCUUUCACUCGGACUUUCCUGUCCUGCGCUUGCACUCUGACAGAGGUGGUGAGUUCGCCUCCGACCUCUUGGCAGCCUACUGUGCUGAGCACGGCAUUGAGCAGUCGUUCACGCUUCCGGCCUCUCCGCAGCAGAAUGGGGUCGCUGAGCGCCGCAUUGGCCUAGUCAUGGAGGUCGCUCGUACCUCCCUGACCCAUGCGGCUGCUCCCCACUUUCUGUGGCCGUUUGCGGUCCGAUACGCUGCGCAUCAGCUCAACCUCUGGCCCCGUGUCUCCUUGCCGGAGACUUCCCCGACUCUGCGGUGGACGGGAGAGGUUGGCGAUGCGUCGCGUUUCCGGGUCUGGGGAUCUCGAGCUUUUGUCCGCGACACGUCCGCGGACAAGCUCUCGCGUCGCGCCGUUCCCUGUGUCUUUCUUGGCUUUGUGCCUGACGCGCCUGGAUGGCAGUUUUACCACGUCACCUCGCGCCGGGUUCUGGCCUCUCAGGACGUCACUUUUGACGAGUCCGUCCCCUUCUACCGCCUCUUCCCCUACCGCACUGCCCCGCUCCCCCCCCCGCCUCUCUUCCUCGCUCCAGGUGCUGAGGUACCAGACCCCCUCCCCCCUCAGGGUGCCGCUCCCUCAGGUGUGUCCCAGGUAGACCCGGGUGAGCCUGUCGAGGUAGCUGUUGACUCGCGUCCUGCGUCUGGGGGUGCUGAGCCUGGGGGUGCUGAGUCUGGGGGUGCUGAGUCUGGGGGUGCGGAGCCUGGGGGUGCUGAGCCUGGAGGUGCGGAGCCUGGGGGUGCUGAGCCUGGAGGUGCGGAGCCUGGAGGUGCGGAGCCUGGAGGUGCUGAGUCUGGGGGUGCUGAGUCUGGGGGUGCUGAGUCUUCGGGUGCUGAGCCUGAGCGUACUACACCUGGAGGAGCCCUCUCCUCCCAGCAGCUGCAGGAGAGGUACCUCGAGUACUGCCGCCUCCGGAGAGGUGCUUCUGGAGCUCGUCCCAGUACUUCCCCUCCUACCCAGGAGCUCCCCCCCAUUCAGGUGAUCCGAGAGUGGUACACACGGCGCUGCAGUCUUCGGAGUGGUGCUCCUGGUGCUGCGGACCCGAGCGGUGGCGCUGUUGCUGGUGCUGAGGACCCGGACGCUGGAGCUGCUGCUGGUGCUGAGGACCCGGGCGUUGGAGCUGCUGCUGGUGCUGAGGACCCGACCGGCGGCGCUACUGCUGGUGCUGAGGACCUGACCGGUGGCUCUGCUGCUGGUACUGAGGACCCGGGCGUUGGAGCUGCUGCUGGUGCUGAGGACCCGGGCGUUGGAGCUGCUGCUGGUGCUGAGGACUCGGGCGUUGGAGCUACUGCUGGUGCUGAGGACCCGACCGGUGGCGCUGCUGCUGGUGCUGAGGACCCGGGUGUUGGAGCUGCUGCUGGUGCUGAGGACUCGGGCGUUGGGGCUGCCGCUGGUGUCCCUGCUGGUUCUGGAGACGCUGCGCGGCCGCGACCGUACUUCGUACCGCUCCUUCAGCAGGUUCUUGGUCAGGCUCCUCCUCCUAGUCCUCCUCCCUCCGUCGAGUGUCCUCUGCCUGUCCAGCCGCAGUCACAGUUACCGCCUGCCUCGCCUCUCCCUGCUCCCUCUCCUUACAUUGGUCCCACAGGAGGUCUUACAGAGCGUCGUGAGCCUGAGUCUCGUCCUGCGUCGCCUGUUCGUACUACUCGCACUGGUCGUCGUGUCCCGCGUGAGCGUCCUCCUCCUGUCCCUGGCACUCACUACAUGACUUUGCGUCCCUCCACUGCUCCGCAGCGUGUCCCGCUGCCGUCUCCUCCUGCGUCCUCUCUUCCUACUCUUCCUGACCCGGAGUCUGACUCCCGUCGUGCGGCCAGUCCCACUGUUACGCGUCUCCUCGCUACAGUUGUCACUGACCCGACCUUUGAGUCCUCUGCUGCGUCUGCUCUGGUCGCUGAGUUGGUUGACUUUGCUGCUCGCUGUCGCUUAGACUACGCUGCCAGCCUUGUCGCUGAGUCUGAGUCUGAGUCUGCCUGUCCUCCGUCCGUCGGGGGUGAGUGUGCUCUUGGCACGGACGUCCUUGAGGACAGACAGGAGGAGUUCCAGUGCUUUGCUGCUGCUUUGCCCCAUCUCGUGUCCAUGCUUGUUGCCCCUGAGGGAGACCCGGAUGCACCAGACAUCCCGACCCCGCGCUCUUACGCUGAGGCGAUGGCGGGUCCCUACUCCUCUCAGUGGCAGACAGCCAUGGACGCAGAGAUGGCUUCCUGGAAGUCCACAGGCACCUACGUCGACCAGGUUCCCCCUCCUGGGGCGAACAUCGUCAGUGGCAUGUGGAUUUUCAGGGUGAAGCGGCCGCCGGGUUCUCCUCCUGUCUUCAAGGCACGCUACGUGGCUCGAGGCUUCAGUCAGCGAGAGGGAGUCGACUUCUUCCAGACCUUCUCCCCCACCCCGAAGAUGACCACUCUUCAGGUGCUGCUGCACAUAGCCGCUCACCGCGACUACGAGCUUCACUCACUUGACUUCAGCACUGCUUUCUUGCAGGGCAGCCUGCACGAGGAGAUCUGGUUGCGCCGCCCUCCUGGCUUCACUGGGUCGGUUCCUCCUGGCACCCAGUGGAGGCUUCAGCGGCCGGUCUACGGUCUCCGCCAGGCGCCACGUGAGUGGCACGACACACUGAGGACGACGCUUGCGGCUCUUGGGUUCGCUCCCUCUACUGCUGACCCGUCGCUGUUUCUACGCACCGACACCUCGCUGCCGCCGUUCUACAUCCUCGUGUACGUUGACGACUUGGUCUUUGCCACUGCUGACACAGCAGCACUCGCCCACGUGAAGUCGGAGCUGCAGAGGAGACACACGUGCACAGACCUGGGUGAGCUGACAAGCUAUCUUGGCUUGCGGAUCACCCGGGACAGAGCACGGCGCACCAUCACCUUGACUCAGUCACACAUGGUGCAGCAGGUUCUCCAGCGCUUCCGCUUCACGUACUCCUCGCCUCAGUCCACUCCUCUGCCUACCGGUCACUCGCUCUCAGCUCUGCCUUCGGAUGAGUCCGUAGAGCCGAGUGGCCCGUAUCCAGAGCUUGUGGGCUGCCUCAUGUACCUGAUGACCUGCACUCGACCUGACCUUGCAUACCCCCUUAGCAUCUUAGCACGCUAUGUCGCUCCUGGCCGUCACAGGAAGGAGCACAUGGAUGCUGCUAAGAGGGUGUUGCGCUACUUGUGCAGUACGUCGGGCAUGGGGCUUGUGCUUGGAGGGCGAGACCGGGUUGUUCUCACAGGGCACUCAGACGCUUCUUGGGCAGACGACCAGGCUACUCAGCGGUCGUCACAGGGUUACACCUUCAGCCUUGGCUCUGGCUCAGUUUCUUGGCGUUCUACUCGUUCGUCUUCUGUUCUCAGCUCCAGUUGUGAGGCUGAGAUCUACGCCACAGCCAUGGCUGCCCAGGAGCUAUGCUGGCUGACCUACCUGCUGACCGACCUCGGAGAGCGGCCUCGUUCUCCUCCAGUGCUGUACGUCGACAACAAGGCUGCCAUUGCCUUGUGUGAGGAGCACAGACUGGAGCACAGAACGAAGCACAUUGCUCUGCGGUACUUCCUUGCUCGAGAGCUGCAGCAGCGCGGUCAGCUUCGUCUGCGUUACGUGGCCACUGAGGCCAACACUGCUGAUGUGUUCACCAAGGCACUCCAGCCUUGUGACCAUCAGCGCUUCUGUACUCUGUUAGGCCUUGUGCCUACUGGGCCUCACUUGCUCACUUCUUGA
This is a messenger RNA of Closterium sp. Yama58-4, 6459 nucleotides long. NCBI's taxonomy places the organism in Eukaryota, Viridiplantae, Streptophyta, Zygnematophyceae, Desmidiales, Closteriaceae. The record is from the annotation of a GenBank genome assembly.